Messenger RNA from Erinaceus europaeus (western European hedgehog), 977 nucleotides. RefSeq names its product transcription initiation factor TFIID subunit 12-like. Gene Ontology annotation, biological process: RNA polymerase II preinitiation complex assembly; DNA-templated transcription initiation. The transcript has a single exon. Gene Ontology annotation, cellular component: transcription factor TFIID complex; SLIK (SAGA-like) complex; SAGA complex. The record is from RefSeq and is a predicted model, not a curated record. NCBI's taxonomy places the organism in Eukaryota, Metazoa, Chordata, Mammalia, Eulipotyphla, Erinaceidae. Gene Ontology annotation, molecular function: DNA binding; protein heterodimerization activity; TBP-class protein binding.
AUGAUCGCUUCACUGGGGCAGUCUCCGCAUAUCAUGGGGAGAUAGACGCUGCUGCCUGUGAGGCGUGGGCCUUGGCAGUUGAGGAAGAAGAGCGGGAGGAGGGAGUCAGGACCCAGACCGACAGCGGUUGAUUGGCCUUGGUCCUCACAGCUCCAGAAAGAAGCAGGAUCUUGAUAAGCUCUAUGAGCUGAAGUUCAAAGCUCGGCAGAUUAUGAACCAGUUUGGCCCUUCAGCCCUAAUCAAUCUCUCCAAUUUUUCAUCCAUAAAACCGGAACCAGCCAGCACUCCUCCACAAGGCUCCAUGGCCAACAGUACUACAGUGGUUAAAAUACCAGGCACUCCUGGGGCAGGAGGACGACUUAGCCCUGAAAACAAUCAGGUAUUGACCAAGAAGAAAUUACAAGACUUAGUAAGAGAAGUUGAUCCUAACGAGCAACUGGAUGAAGAUGUAGAGGAGAUGCUGCUGCAGAUUGCUGAUGAUUUUAUCUAGAGUGUAGUGACGGCAGCCUGCCAGCUUGCCUGGCAUCGUAAGUCCAGCACCUUGGAAGUGAAAGAUGUACAGCUGCAUCUAGAACGCCAGUGGAACAUGUGGAUCCCAGAAUUUGGAUCUGAAGAAAUUCGACCCUACAAAAAAGCUUGCACCACAGAAGUUCACAAACAGAGAAUGGCACUGAUCCGGAAAACAACCAAGAAAUAAUAAAUGGAAAAAUCAGGGAAUGGACAACAAUGUAUUUGGAGAUACUUGAGCUGAAACCUCAGCCAUCUCAUCUUUGGAAUUUUUUUUUAAUGCUUUACAGAGAAGCAUAUAUUUUUUAUUAGCAGUGCAGCAAUAUAAUGACUGAGAGGAUCUGCCAAAAGAAUGAAGCCUCCUACCCCAACUUCUGAAUCCUUUUCCCUGCUAUCUCAAAGAAGAGCAAUGUAUCUUCCAGAGAAGAUUUUAUUUGUGGUUUAUUAUAUAAGUGAUUGAAUAUAGGACA